Messenger RNA from Ziziphus jujuba (common jujube), 1101 nucleotides. Its product is annotated as ubiquitin C-terminal hydrolase 12-like. Bases 467 to 1066 code for a protein of 199 amino acids. NCBI's taxonomy places the organism in Eukaryota, Viridiplantae, Streptophyta, Magnoliopsida, Rosales, Rhamnaceae. Gene Ontology annotation, molecular function: protein binding. The transcript has 6 exons. The record is from RefSeq and is a predicted model, not a curated record.
GCCCAAUCAACUAUAAAUUGUUAGCUCCCCUUUAAGUUAUUCAUCGUUUUGUAAAAGCAUUCAAUUACUCUCUCUCUCUGUCUUUCUCUCUAUUGUGUCGAGGAGCUCUCUUUGGUGACCAACAAUGCAGAAAGACAUUUUAAAAUACAAAAGAGAUUUUCCACCAGCUGAUUAUUCACUGAAGGUGGACUCAUACACUUUGCUUUCGGAAUCAAAGACAGAAAAAUAGGAUACCAAUGUCUUUGAAGUUGGAGGCUAUAAAUGGAGAUUGUCUUUUUACCCUAAUGGAGACAAGAAGAAUAAUGGGAGUGGUUACAUCUCCCUCUACUUGGUAAUUGCUGAAACAGACACUUAUGCUCCUGGUUGGAAAGUCAAUGUUGACUUUAAAUUUCUUGUUUAUGACCAAAGGGAGGACAAAUAUUUAACUGUCCAAGAUGAUAAUGGAGCUGUCAGGCGUUUUCAUGCAAUGAAGAAAGAAUGGGGAAUUGCACAAUUACUUCCACUUCAAACGUUUAAAAACCCUGCUUUUGGAUAUCUUGUUAAUGACUCGUGUGUAUUUGGAGUGGAGGUUUUAAUUAUCAGCUACACUGGAAAUUGGGAAUCUAUAUCCCUGGUUAAGGAGCCAAACAAUGGCGCUUUCACUUGGAAAAUCGAAAACUUCUCCAAAUUAAAUGAACUUUUCUAUUACUCUAACGUGUUUAAUGUAGAAGGAAUUAAUUGGAAGUUACGUGUUUACCCAAAGGGAGACGGUAAAGCGAAGGACACAUCAUUCUCAUUUUAUUUAACACUGCAAGAUUGGGGAAGUCGUCCGAUGAAGAAAGCAGUAUAUGCAGAAUACAAUUUAAGAGUAUUCAACCAAUUGGAUGAUGAUGAACAUGUUGAAAAAAAAGGUUCCAACUGGUUCAAACACGAACCUGGCUGGGGUUUUCGAAGUUUUAUGUCAUUGAGAGAUCUUCGUGAUGCUUCUAAAUGGUUCAUUGUGAGGGAUACUCUGAUUGUCGACAUUGUCUUCCUUGUUAUUUCUGUGGCUGAUGUUUCUUCAAGUAAGAAACCAAAUAUUGUAUAGAUUUCAUAACAUGUCAUAGUUGUGUUUUGUAAUAA